Messenger RNA from Piliocolobus tephrosceles (Ugandan red Colobus), 7063 nucleotides. RefSeq names its product CLIC family member 5 (gene CLIC5). NCBI's taxonomy places the organism in Eukaryota, Metazoa, Chordata, Mammalia, Primates, Cercopithecidae. The record is from RefSeq and is a predicted model, not a curated record. The coding region runs from base 1688 to 2443 and encodes 251 amino acids. The transcript is spliced from 6 exons.
CAUUUUUGCCUAGCACAUAAUAAGUAUUAUUACUUAUUUUUUAUUAAGCUAUGAAACAAAUACAUGUUUUUAGAAAGGCAAGACAGAGCACAAACAGGAUUAAUUAAAGAGAAGCCAAAGAAGACAAAGAGAAUUCCACCAGAUUCUGGUGCAAAAGAUUCAGUAACUAUUUUUUAAAGAAAUGAAGGCUGGGAAUGUCUGUUGGUACAACCACUUUAGAAAACCUAUGGCAGUGUAUACAUAAGGAGAGCAUUCUCAUACACUACAACUCGGCAAGUCCACUCCUAAGUAUACAUCCAAGAGAAAAGUGUCUGUGAAUCCAAACAAAAGAUGUUUGAUAGAAUGUUCAUGACAGAGUAGUCAUGAUAUAGUCAACUGCACAAAUGUCCAUUGACAGAAAAUGAAUAAAUAAGUGUGUCAGUGAAAACGGAUGAUACACAACUACACAUAGCACAAUGGAUGACUCUCACAAACAUAGUAAUGAGUGAAAGAAGCAGGACACCAACAUUCCAGGCAAAAUGAUCCUAUGCUGUCACAAGCCAGAAUAAUGGUUACCCUGGGACAGGGGAGAAGGGAGAAAAGAUGUAGAGAGGAGAGAGCAGGAGGAGCUUCAAGGGGUGUUGCUAACAUUUUAUUCUUCAUCUGGCGCUGGUUACAUGGGUGGGUUCGAUAGUGAAAAGUCAUUGAGGCAUACACCUAAGGUAUGUGCAUCUUUUCUGUGUUUGCAUCCUACUUCACUAAAACAACCAGAAGAGAACAAGAAUGAAGUAGGAUCAGAAAAUAGAGGAAGAAAUAGAAAGAAAAUGAAAGAAGGGGGAAGAAAAAUAAACAAACCCAGGAGGCUGAAAGGCAUGAAUCCUUCCCUGAGCCGAACCUGACCCGGUUGACUCACCCCUCUGCUCCAGGCGCCACCCCUGCCCUGCCCCUCCCUGGCAACCUACUCUCCUUUUGCUCAGGCUAAGGAUGGCAAGUGCCCCUUUUGGUGGGGGUUCUGAGCAUCGCUAAGACAGGAAGGGCUUUCCAAGUGGGUAACGCUGGUAGUGGAGUAACUCGAAGAAGCUGACGCUUUAUUAAAGAAACAGAAGACUUGAGAGCCAUCUCCUCUCUUCCUUCCCCUUCCCUUUUCCCCUUCCUCUUCCCCUUCCCCUUCUCCUCGACUCUGUCUCCCUCCCCGUCAUUAUCAGCCCCCAGGACAUGUGGCUUUGCCAGGGCCAGCUCUGUCCCCGCCUCCUGCCCUGCGAGGUCUUGGGGCGGGGGCCGUGGCCCGGCCCAGGCCGGAGCUCCCGGGGUGUCCCCGCCGCGUCCCCGCCCGGCUGACCCCGCCCUGCAGCCGUCGGCUAUUUUGGGCGCGUUGGCGGCGGCGGGAUCGCUGACAGUCGCGGAUCCUGUGACACCUCCGGGCAGCCCGGCACUUGUUGCUCCCGGGACCUGUUGUCAUCCCCUUAACCCGGCUUUCACCGUGGCCCCCUGCCUCCUCCCGGCUUCGCUCCUUUUCUUGUAAGCACCUGGGACACUGAUCUCUCAGACCCCGCUACCAGGGCUGGAGAAAUAGAUGGUUUUAUGAAAAAUUAAACACCGCCCUGAAGAAGGGCCCCGCUGGGCAGCGGCAGGAGCGCAGAGUGCUGGCCCAGGCGCUGCAGAGGUGGCGCCUCCCCGGCCCGGGACAGUGGCCCCGGGCGCCAACGGCAUGACAGACUCGGCGACAGCUAACGGGGACGACAGGGACCCCGAGAUCGAGCUCUUCGUGAAGGCUGGAAUCGAUGGGGAAAGCAUUGGCAACUGUCCAUUCUCUCAGCGCCUCUUCAUGAUCCUCUGGCUGAAAGGAGUCGUGUUCAAUGUCACCACUGUGGAUCUGAAAAGAAAGCCAGCCGACCUGCACAACCUAGCCCCUGGCACGCACCCGCCCUUCCUGACCUUCAAUGGGGACGUGAAGACAGAUGUCAAUAAGAUUGAGGAGUUCCUGGAGGAGACCUUGACCCCUGAAAAGUACCCCAAACUGGCUGCAAAACACCGGGAAUCCAACACAGCGGGCAUUGACAUCUUUUCCAAGUUCUCUGCCUACAUCAAAAACACCAAGCAGCAGAACAAUGCCGCCCUUGAGAGAGGCCUAACCAAGGCUCUAAAGAAAUUGGAUGACUACCUGAACACCCCUCUACCGGAGGAGAUUGACGCCAACACUUGUGGGGAAGACAAGGGGUCCCGGCGCAAGUUCCUGGAUGGGGAUGAGCUGACCCUGGCUGACUGCAAUCUGUUGCCCAAGCUCCAUGUGGUCAAGAUUGUGGCCAAGAAAUACCGCAACUAUGAUAUCCCGGCUGAGAUGACAGGCCUGUGGCGGUACCUCAAGAAUGCCUAUGCCCGUGAUGAGUUCACUAACACCUGUGCAGCUGACAGUGAGAUCGAGUUGGCCUACGCUGACGUCGCCAAACGCCUCAGCCGAUCCUGAGCACAGCCAUUUUGUCCCAUCCCCACCGCAGAAGGACGCCGCAGAACCACUCCCCUAAGACUCCAGCUUCAUAGACUCCUCUUUCUCACUGCCUUGAGGCACACUUUUUGUAAUCAAGCCUCAUCCUUGCUGGUAUUAUGGGAACUCCAGCUUGCUCUCCUUCACGAAGGUCAGCACCAUCCCUGGCCUCCUCACAUAGGAAUCUAGCAGAAAUGAUUGACACAGUCCACCUCUUGGCCUGUCAGCUUGAUCUGGGCUCAGCAUGUUUGGGGUCAGUCAGUGUUGGAGAGCCCACAUAUGGGAUUGCUACUGGCUUCUGCUGCCAAUAUCAAAAUACCUUCUCAGAUGCUUUAGAAACAUGCAACACCAGCUCCUUUUCUACCCUCCUCUCCGUCCAUACCUACAAGGCCAAGGACAAAUGCCAUCUUCAUCCUUCUUAGAAAGAGAUCUAUUACCCACAGAGAGAGUGAAUGGAGGAGGACCGAGCUGGCUGUGGACUUGGGUGUCUGGUAAACACAGCUUCAGUCUCACUACUUCUGACACUCCGGUUAUUGGGCACUAAGGGCCAGACUGGAAAGUCACUUGAGACACAGUCUCAGUUUGUUGCAGUGCCAGGAAUGCUGUGCUGCUGCUGCGCACCUGGCCCAUGCUGUCCCUGGCUUCUGUGCUGUCCAGGUCCUGCCAGAAAAGGAAAUUGGCAUGCAAUUCUAAACUGCAGUGACUGGGAUGGGAGGGGAGGGGAGCAGUGUUGAUGCCAAAAGGCCCACGGGGUCUACCAGCCAUGGGGUUUGCUUGCUUAGGAGUAGUUGUUUCAGUGGUGAUUACAGGCCUGGGUUUGACUGUGCUUACCAGUGAGUGGUUUUUGAGCUAUGAGAAAGUAGAUGGGAGUGGGAGGAGGAGGGAUGGGUGAAGACAAAAGAGUUCUUUAUGACUCUUGAUGUUCCCUGGUAAACUUUUAAAAAGGCCUUCUCUCAUGAUCUAAGUCUUGGACUGGUGGCAUCAUGUAACUGCUAACCGUACAGUAAAAACCCAAGAAUGGGCCAAAAACGUCUUCCCGGUUUCUCCAAGCUGCUUCUGGAAUGCAGGUCUGUUGGCUGGGUGCUCUCCAGCAGUUGCUCCUGCCUGAUUCGGCUGUAGCCUAUAAUGGGUAAGAGCCACAUUUAGGAGGUGGUCUGAUCAUGGAACACCUUAGGAAGAAAGUCCAUGAGCCUUUCUGACUAGAAAAUCAUGUGGUUUGAACUUGAAGAAAAAUAUAGACCCAUCUGGGUUAAUUUUCCUACAAUCAGACUUAACUGCCAGAUGAAAAAAAAGGAAAAAAUUUUAAGCUAAUAUUUCACUCUUCUGUCAUUCUCCUUGAGUUUCAUCUCCUAAAAAGCUUACCCAGCCUGAGCUUGGGGACCUGCACAGAGGAAACUAAGAAAAAUGCUCUCAUCAACUCCCUCUCCCAGUGAACGCCCAGUGAGAAAAUCCAUUUGCCACAGGCCCUUACCUUCAACAAUCCCCCUUCUAUGGUGUUCGCUGGGAAAGGGUGAGGCUCCCAAGUGCCGGAAAGCCCCUGGACUUGGCUCAUUUCUCAGCAAGGGCAGGACAGCACGGGUCCUUUCCAUAGAAACAUCAACAGAUUCUAACCCAAGCAAUCCCUGGACCUACCUGCCUCCAGGGAUCUCUGAGGAAAAAAGGUGACCCAUUGAUCAAAUCAGAGGAGAGGAAGCAGGAGGCCUCCUAGAGCCCACUGAGGAAGAGGAACUUUCUCAGUAGGACACUUUAUAAGCCUGAGAAAGCUUUGAAAAGACAGAAUGAGUUGAUUCAUUUCCACCUCUAAAGGAACCUUUCCAGGUCCCCCUGGAAACUGUGCCCUGGAGAUGUUUAACAAGGAGAACUGGUGAGGAAACAGUCCUUUUUUACUGUAGGGAAAAGCCCCAAACUAGCCUCCUGGGGAAUGAGGGCUGGAAUGAUCCCGAAGGCCUUUUAAUUAGUGUGAAAUCCUGCUGUACUCAGAAAUCCUUCCCCGAAUUUACAGCACAGGCAAGAUGACCUAAGAGGCAGUUUACUUCCCUGAGACCCACAGUUGGGCUGUUCUGGAAACACAUCUGUGAAUCAUAGCCAAUUGCCACAGAGAAAACAGAACCAAGCGUCCGGUGAGGCGACUCCACCCCAGAGAAGGCUGCAGAAUUCCAAGGACUCAGAUUGGAUGUUCAGAAUUCAGCAACUGGCAAGUCCUUAAGAACAAACAGGCCAAACCAAAUCAAUAUUGCUGUUUCUAGAUGUCCCUUCUUGUGGUUGAGUUAGUUUUACAGAGAUAAAUAUAUUAAGGCAAGGAGGUGGGGAUGUUAUAUGAUCAAUUAUAGCCAUUUAAAAAGAGAGGGAGGAGUUAUAGAAGGAAGGCACUUCUGGGUCCUUAAUUCAGAAAUAUCUUCAUAUUUCAGCACUGGUUUGUCAUAUAACGAAAGUGACUGUGGACUAAGAGUUAUGGUGUCUUAUGACUAGAUUUAUUAUGUUAUAUUAAAGUAACAAUACUAUUAACAUUACCUUCCUUUUUUUUUUUUUCAAAAGAGAUCUUUCUCCAAAUGCUUCAGCCUGUCUAGGCUUCUUAUCAUAUGUGCAGCACAUCAUGUCUCAGCAACAGUGUGGUGAGGUACUUAGGUGGCCCAAGAACAACUCAGGGAGCAUGGGAGGGUCUGCAUUUGGGACCCCACACUACACAGCUAUAGGGUAGGAGGCUUCCUUGUCAUUGGUCCUGAAUGAAUACGAAUCGCUCAGAAAGCAUUUUGGUGGCACAGAAAGGGGAUGUAUUUGUGUGGAGAUCUUAUUUUAUUUUGUAUUUAGUUAUCUCCUUUGACUUGCACAGCACUAUUGGGGGUGGGGGAAGCAGGUAGUGGGAGACGAAGAGAGAAGCAAGAGUUAGACUCAGAAUGACUGAGUUGAAUUCACCAUCUAUUCAGCACUGCCUGCUUCUGAGGUUGGCCCAGAGAGAAGGUAUUGAGUAAGAGCUUAACAACUAUAAAAAGUAAGCUGGAUAAGUAAAAUCAUGAUGGAUCGAGAGCACAGCUUCUUCAGCUCCUGAUAAAGAAAGUCAAAUGCUUGAUAAAUUCAGUCACAGAUGUGAGCAUGGCUAUAUUCUUUUAAACAAGAGGUAGAGUGACCUAGCACUAAGCAAAUGAGCGGAAAUGUCGGAAACACAGUCCAUCAGCUUAUUGGCCACACGAUCCCAAACUAGUUUUAGCUUGGGAAAUGGGCCUGUCCUCAGCGUCACCUUCUUGUGCUGAUGGGGCCAGCGAAGUCUUGAUCUUAUCAGAAAAAGGCCACACCAAGAGUGAGGUUUCCCGGGCUGCCUUUUCAGGCCCUCGUCAAAUGAAACAACAGAAGCUCUUCACAGUUCUGUGACCCAUGGUCACUCCACAGACAAUACCAAGCAUCUUGAAUUGUCAUAAGAAAGGUCAUGCCUGAAAUAGAUCUUGACCAUAUGAGAUUCCCAGAAAUCAGCAAGGCCCGGACAAAUAGAAUUAAGAGGGAGGCAGAGGCAAGAAUGUGCAGGUCGACCUUAUAAAGAGUUUAGCAUCACUGUGAGAGACUGUGUCUAAAAUUAAACUGAUCUAGAAGCAGCAGGUAGGUAUUCGGUAAGUACUUCUGUGACUUGUCUCAAUGCCCACUGGCCAGGGGUCAUCUCAACUGCACAGUGAAUCAAGAUGCUGGUGUCAUCCUCCUUGGAAAGAGGAAAUGUUAAUUCAUGGUUAAAACUAAGUACAAUGAUUCCCAAGGGAUCACUUUCUUAUUUUUUUAAAUGACAUUAAGGAGAAUCUUUAAAAAAGCAUCAGAGGAAGACGUGUGCAUGUGAAGCACCCUGAUUCUGACGUUAUGGGAACUUAAGUGAACAGGACCUGCUGCACACAGCCCCAUUGUCUUCUAUCCAUUUCUCUUUAUCAUUCAAAGCAAGCAACAUGUGCCCUCCUCGUGAACACACAUUCUUCUCCUUUGUCAGUAUGUGUCUCCCAGCUUAGUGUCAGGAUACUUUCGAUUCAUAAUUAUGUAUGAUCCAAUAUGUACAUAAUUUCAUUUAACGUUAUUUAAAGAAAUAGAUCCAAUUCCUCUCUUGCAACCAAAAAUAAAUAAAAUACAUUGCCUCAAUAUAAGGUUUGGGUUAUUCUGUGUUUCUAUAGAGGCAAUCUGUUUUUGGUAAAAUGUACUUUUAAGGAUCCAGUCAUCUAAAGUCUUUUAUGUAGAGUUAGAGAUUUCACAAUAUUGACUAUACACAUAUUUAAAAUAUAAAAUAUCCAACUGAUGUUUGAAUUUGUCUUACUUUCCUGACCACCUCGUUGUUCCAUUUUAUAAGGUGGGGAAUUAACUAGCUUAACAAAAGAUGCUUAGCUUUUGUAAAAGAGCAAGUGUUUCCUUUUACAAAGACACUCCAAAUGAUAGUCACUUGAUUUUCUCGAGACCUUUAACUGUGGUGAUGAAAUAACAGGACUUGCUUUCAAGCUUGAAUAAAUGUAAAAUACCUUUUAAAGAAGAUACAGCUGAGUGUUUUCCUCAUGAAUCUGAAGCAAUUACAAAUUUGUGUUCCAGUCUUGAUUGGUAUUGACUGAUUCAAAUAAAGUUGGUUUAUUUUCACAUAUUACAAAA